Halteromyces radiatus is the source of this 1564-nucleotide messenger RNA. Its product is annotated as Bromodomain-containing protein. Gene Ontology annotation, biological process: regulation of DNA-templated transcription; chromatin remodeling. The transcript is spliced from 6 exons. Lineage: Eukaryota; Fungi; Mucoromycota; Mucoromycetes; Mucorales; Cunninghamellaceae. Gene Ontology annotation, cellular component: chromatin; nucleus. The coding region runs from base 52 to 1326 and encodes 424 amino acids. The record is from RefSeq and is a predicted model, not a curated record.
AUAACUGCGAAACAGUUUGUUGAUUUGAAACAAUCUUAAUAUAUAUUACUAAUGCCACCCUUUGAAAAAUUAUCACCGUCGUUGACGAAUUCACCAAGUUCUUUGGACGAUAAAAUGGAGAAAAUAUCAUCAACAAAAACAACAAUCAGACGUAUAUCAGAAGAUGGACGACCUAAACGAGAAAUUCAUCCACCUCCUUCAAAAGAUUAUCCGGAAACAUGGACCAAGAAACCCGAUCCUCGUACUAAUACUGCUGAACUCAAGUUUUGUGGACAAACUAUCAAAGAAUUGAAAAAGUCAAAACACAAGGCUAUUAGUUAUCCAUUCUUAGCUCCUGUUGAUUAUAUAGCUUUGAAUAUUCCUGAUUACCCAACUAUUGUCAAACAACCUAUGGAUCUGUCUACGAUUGAACAAAAAUGGCACCAAGGCGACUAUAUUGAUGCUGAUCAGUUUGAAAAGGAUAUUCGUCUCAUGUUCAACAAUUGUUAUCUUUACAACCCUCCAACAUUACCUGUUUAUCAAAUGGCUCGCACUUUGGAAAAAAUUUUUGAUGAUAAAUGGCAACACAAACCCUGUCCUCCAACUUUACCACCAACUCCUCCACCUUCUUCUCUUACUACUACUACUACUACUACUACUACUACUACUACUACCGUUUCUUCUUCUUCUUCUUCUUCUUCGGCUUCAACAAAAUCAAAAAAGUCGGUUACUCGUCGUUCUGUUUCUGCAUCAUCGGAUACGGAUGAAGAUGGAGGAAAAGAAGAAAGACGAAUUACUGAAUUGGAACGACAUAUCGCUAAUAUUGCUGAACAAUUACAAACCAUGAAAUCAGAUGGUACCAAUAAUAACAACCAAAAACAACGGCAACGAUCAAAAAAGAAGGUCAACACAGGCAAUAAACGAAAACGAGUAGAAUCCAAGCCAAUAAGUUUGAAACGACAAAGUUCUUCAGCAUUACCAGAAUUCACAUUCCAGCAAAAAUCUGAUCUUAGUGAAAGGAUAAACAAUUUAACAGGGGAUAAAUUGACUACUGUGGUUCAGAUCAUUCAAUCUUCAAUGCCAAAUCUAGAUGGGGGACAAGAUGAAAUUGUAUUGGAUAUUGAUUUAUUGGAUCGAAAAACCUUACAUCAAUUGCAUGAAUUUGUCACUGGAAAACGAUUAACUGCACGACCAUCAACAACACGUAAGCGAUACUCUGAAGCAGAUUCGAACCGAAAGAUCAAAGAAUUAGAACAAAAAUUGAAAAAAUUUGAAGCAAAUGAAAUGUCUAGUAGUGAUAGCGGAACAUCUUCGGGAUCAGAAACGGAUUCUAGUGACUCUGACUGAAAGAAAACUCAAGAUAAACAUGGAACAAAAAAAAAAAAAAAAAUGCAUGAUACCAUUAUUAUUAGUUUCUUAUUUCUUAUCAUAAUUGUCUAGUAUUCUUAUCUUUUUUUUUUUUAUGCUUGUAUCUCUGUUUCUAUUCUUUGGUAUUUGAUCAUCAUUAUCUUUCAUUAUUAUUAUGUUUAUCAUUGUCAUUAUCACCAUUGUGAAUAAAAAAAAAAAACAUUUAUAUAGGCUAAUA